AUGUCGGCAAGCUUGAUUCCGUCCAAUCCGGCUGACCUAAUGGUCAUCCGCAAUGUGACACCCAAUAUUGUCACAUUCUCAGUGCCCUUUUCGCGUUUCGGCAGAAUCAAGAUUGGAGGUCGCGGCACACUUGUUAAACUCACAUCCGGCACCUCCGCCGUCUUCUCACCUGUGGCCCUUACAGAGGAAACCAAAGCUAAGGUCACAGAAUUUGGCGGCAACCUGGGCUAUAUCGUCGCUCUUGACUUUGAACACCACAUCUUCAUUUCCGAAUGGGCCAAGCAAUAUCCUAACGCCAAGAUUAUCGGUCCUGAGGGCCUUCCAGAGAAGCGCGCCAAGCAAACCAAUGAUCCCAAGAUCAAUGACGACAAGUUCGCCGUUAUUUUCAAAAAAGAGGGAAAGCGCGACGUCAAAAUCAGCGAGGAAUUUGACGCCGACUUCGACUACGAGUAUGUCGAUGGUCAUGCGAACAAGGAAAUUGUCUUCAACUACAAGCCGGACAAGGUUCUCAUCGAGGCUGAUCUCAUGUUCAAUUUGCCCGCUACAGAGCAGUACAGCAAGGUCCCUGAGUCGCAGAGGCCCGGCGGCCUUUUGGACAAGCUGUUCCAGGGAGCGCAGAGCACAUAUGGAGAGGCUAAAUGGGCUAAGCGGUUCAACUGGUAUCUGGCCAAGGAUCGCGCCAGCAUGAAUGACAGUCUGAAGGUUAUUGACAAGUGGGAUUUUACGACGCUUAUUCCCUGCCACGGAGAUGUCCUCGGGGGAAAUGGAAAGGAAAUGUUCAAAAAGGUGUUCCAGUGGAAUCUGGAAGGGAAGAUGUAA
Pochonia chlamydosporia 170 is the source of this 819-nucleotide messenger RNA. RefSeq names its product nuclear protein Qri2/Nse4. Bases 1 to 819 code for a protein of 272 amino acids. The record is from RefSeq and is a predicted model, not a curated record. The transcript is spliced from 2 exons. NCBI's taxonomy places the organism in Eukaryota, Fungi, Ascomycota, Sordariomycetes, Hypocreales, Clavicipitaceae.